UUGAAAUAAAGUUAAUUGUUGUUGACAUUUCCGAAGAUGGCGACCGGCAGGACGGCCUUGGUUGCUAUCGGGCGCUGGGCCGGUGUGUUGAAUGGCGAGGGUCGUUGGUUCAGAUACAAGUCGCGGCUGACCGGCCUUGCUUGUGUGAGGGGUUAUUCUCUGCCAACAACAAACAGUGCUGCUACUGAGGUGGAAAUUAUUCAGAAAGUUUCUGGCUUUGCCCCAAGUGUUGAAGGACCUCUGCAACACUACGACGCAUUGGCCAGGCAAGGCAGUAUAAAGCACGAUGAACAUCAGAGAAGGGUCGUGCAGUGUUUACAGGAACUUCACGAAUUGCUUAAAGGAUACAAUCCCAUUCAGAAGAAUUUCUUUUCACAGUUUUUUGAAAGAUCUAAACCUCCCAAAGGCCUUUAUGUGUUUGGGGACGUUGGUUCUGGGAAAACAAUGUUGAUGGACCUGUUUUAUUCUCAUUCAACAGUUAAGAGGAAGAACCGAGUACAUUUUCAUGGUUUCAUGCUAGAUGUCCAUAGAAGAAUUCAUCGGUUAAAGCAGACCUUACCCAAAAGGAAGCCUGGCUUAAUGGCAAAAUCGUAUGAUCCAAUAGCACCUAUUGCCACAGAAAUCAGCAAUGAGACCUGCCUGCUGUGUUUUGAUGAGUUUCAGGUCACAGAUAUUGCUGAUGCCAUGAUACUGAAGCAGCUUUUUGAAAAUCUGUUCAAAAAUGGUGUUGUUGUUGUGGCCACAUCCAACAGACCACCUGAAGACCUCUAUAAAAAUGGGCUUCAGAGGGCUAACUUUGUGCCAUUUAUUGAUGUCCUGAAGGAAUAUUGUGAUGCUAUCCAGUUGAAUUCAGGAAUUGACUACAGGAAAAGAGCUUCUUCUGGAGCAGCACAACUUUAUUAUCUCACAAGUGAAGCUGAUGUGGGGGCUGUCAUGGAUAAGCUAUUUGAUGAGCUGGCUCAGAAACAAAAUGAUAUAACAAGACCAAGGAUUUUGAAAGUGCAAGGUAGAGAACUGAGAUUGAGCAAAGCUUGUGGAACCAUGGCAGACUGCACAUUUGAAGAGCUAUGUGAUAAACCUCUUGGAGCAAGUGACUACCUGGAGAUUGCCAAGCAUUUUGACACCGUGUUCAUCAGGAACAUACCAAUGCUCACUUUAGCAAAGAAGACUCAAGCAAGACGCUUCAUUACUCUUAUUGAUGCCUUUUAUGAUCAUAAGGUCAGGGUGAUUUGCUUAGCUGAAAUGCCUUUGGAAAAUAUAUUUGUUCAAAAGGAUCAUGACAGUCAAGAGGAUGAGGCCAGAGUGUUCAUCGACGACCUAGAAUUGAAUCAUAAGGUAGAAGACCUUUCCAUUUUUUCUGGAGCAGAAGAAAUAUUUGCAUUUCAGCGCACUAUCUCCCGGCUCACAGAAAUGCAAACAGAAGAGUACUGGAAUGAAGGAGACCGGAGGAGGAAAUGACUGUGUGAAUGUAACUGAAAUCUACAAAGUGCAAUGGACAAUAGUUCAAAUUUUAUUUAAUGCAAGGACUAAGAUGAAUAGGAUAAAUUAUAAGUGUACUUCAUCUGCUAACGUUCAUUAACAGGACCAUUUGAUGUACUUCCACACAAUUCAAAAAUUUAUUGGUUCUAGAUUAAUGUGUAGUUGUCUUUUUUUUAAUUUAUUGGACACUUUCCUUUUCUAUUGUUUUUUGUGUCUUAUCAUCAUUUCCUGAUUAAUUGUCUUUUCUGCAAUUCUUUACUUUGGUGGGGUUUCCAUGUUAUAAAAUGUAUCCUUUUGCUUAGAGGGCUCCAAAAAUAAUGAAAUAAACAGUCCGGGAAAAAACAUGCAACUCCAUCAAAUCCACUCCAGCCAUAAACUCUGCACUCGUUCACUAUGGUCUGUUCUCCAUCAAUUUUAUGUCCUCAGGGAAAAUUUUAAGUAUUUAUGUAUAUUUAAACUCUUAAGAAUAAAUGUAUUUAACCUCAAUAAACAUUUCUUUUUCUUUUCA
Hypanus sabinus (Atlantic stingray) is the source of this 1987-nucleotide messenger RNA. RefSeq names its product AFG1 like ATPase b (gene afg1lb). NCBI's taxonomy places the organism in Eukaryota, Metazoa, Chordata, Chondrichthyes, Myliobatiformes, Dasyatidae. Bases 37 to 1458 code for a protein of 473 amino acids. The record is from RefSeq and is a predicted model, not a curated record. Gene Ontology annotation, molecular function: ATP binding; ATP hydrolysis activity. The transcript has 13 exons. Gene Ontology annotation, cellular component: mitochondrion; cytoplasm.